CCGAAUUUCGCCGGCUACUUCCGCUUUAUUUUUCAUAGACAAAGGCAAAUAGUGUCCUUUUUCUUCCCUUUUUUCUAUUAAUUACUUUCUGCGCCAGCAUGUUUAUCUACUUCUGUGGCAGCAUCAGGGGAGGACGACAAGAUGCAGAGGUCUAUGCAUCAUUGAUCGAAAAGCUCCAGAGUUAUGGUACAGUCCUCACAGAACAUGUGGGAAGCAAAGAUGGGUGUGUAAAAGAUGAAAAAGAAAUGACAGAAAAAGACAUUCAUGACCGAGAUAUGAAAUGGUUGGACCAAUCAGAUGUCAUUGUAGCUGAAGUGACACAGCCAUCAUUAGGUGUCGGCUAUGAAUUGGGACGGGCAAUAGCCAUGAACAAGAAAGUACUGUGCAUGUUCAGAUUACAGGCUGAAAAGAAGCUGUCAGCUAUGAUCCGAGGGGCAGAAGGAGACAGUGUUACAGUACGGGACUACAAGUUGGCUGAAGCUGACGAAAUCUUCAGUGAAUUCCUCGGCAGCAAGGAACAAAAGAAUGGCAAUGAUGCAGCAGCAGAAAAAGACGAUGAUGAUGACCUUGUCGAUGAUGCUGAUGAUGCAGAAGGUGAUGAUGAUGAUGAGGCUGAAGACCAGUAAAAGUUGUAUCUCAGGAAUCGGUGGCCUGGUCACUUAGGGGGCCGAAAGUGGAUCACUUUUAAACAGAUGUAAUUUGUAACUACUUAAAAAACACAUUGCUUUUCAUCAUCAGCAUUUUUGUCUGGCUGAGACCAUUAGUGGCCAUUUCAGUUCACAUCACAACACAUUACCAGUACGGUACACAGUUUGAGAGACUACAUAUAUCCUGCAUUGAGAAUCCGGAACAGUUUAUUCUGGUAUCCGGUUGGCACAACUCGUUGAAUGAGAACAAAUAAUGUGUAAGUAGUUGUUACAUCGUACUCAAUGUUAUGAUGAAGCCAGUGAUUUUAUAGUAUUCUACAACAUACAUUAUAUAGUCUAUUCAUCCAGGAUAGUAAGCUAGAAAUGCAAUUAAAAUGCUGUAAGUUUUACAUGUUUUACACUAAAAUUCACUUGGUCAGAUUUUGUAUGGUACAUGUAAUGUUGGACAUGUAUUGCUAGACAUGUAUUGUUAGAUAUUGUAUAGUUAUCUGGAAUUUAUAUUUAGGUCCAGUCAAUGCAAUGGAAAUAUAUAUUUUCUUGAAAUCCCCUGAUUAUUUUACACAUAGUGCAAGAGCAAACAAGGAAAUAGUAAAAAGUAGUAUGAGGAAAGAGAUCCUUGAUGUUUAUAGGCAGCAGGAGAUGAUCCAUGAAACCAUUUACCUCAUCAUAGUAAUAUCAAAAGAUUAAAGAUAUAUUUGGCUUUUUGCUGCAAAUGCUUAGAAUAUAAGACAGGAAGAUUUGUUGUGUUUAACUAACAGGUGAAAUAUUUUGUACGUAUGAAUUACAUUUUAUCAAAUCGAUUACACCUCAAAUUGCCAUUGGCAAUUACUAUGAAUAGACUUAUCUUAAUAUUUCUUCGUGUCCCCAAUUCGGCUAUUAUUGCAUUUGUUUGAAAUCAUAUCCCUGCAGUUAACCGAGCUUUCGUCUCCCUUUGACAGGUCACUCACUAUUUUAUGUUUACUGUAAAUGUAUGUAUCGAGAUAUAUAAUCCACCAUGGUUUGGUUCAUGUUGACUGGUAGAUGUGUGCCAGCAGGUCUUCGGUUAUAAGGGCAGUAUGGGUCAUCAGGUUUCAAAAAAUUUAUAAAAUGGGACCAAGAAAUUGUAAAGUAUCAUUUAUUUUUCUAGGCAACUUGAUUUAAGAUGGCCAGUAUGUUGAUUGUGGAAAUUAUCUUUCAAAGUAACCUGUGUCCUCACUUUGGCCAUUCCUUAACACCACCCCUACAUGUUAGUGAGAUUUUAUUCUUGACGAUUUGGUAUUUACGGCUAUUCAUUUUUGAGUUUAUUGUGCCCUGAGAAGUUGCCCUCAGCUUGAAGUCCUGACUUGGUCUUUUUGUUUUCUCUGUGUUAGGCAGUAAUGUGUUAUGUGCCUCCAUCAUUCUCCAUAUGAAUACUUACUAAUGCUGAUUGUGUUCUUAAAUCUCAAACUAUCAGCUUAUAUUGACAAAUCAUCUUGUGUUUUAUACUCCAUCUACCGUAUUUUCCGGCGUAUGACCCGCGGCUUUUUGCCCUCAAACAGGCCCAAAAAGUGGGGGUGCGGGUAAUACAAAGGUGCGGGUCUUGCGUGGAUUCUGAGAGGGAUAAGCCCCAACCCCAAAGAAAAAAAAGGGGACCAAACUGGUUACUUGAUAAGGAUUUAUGUCCAUCGUUUUCGCAUUGUUUUCAACCAAUAUUUCCGCCAUGAUCGCAUAGUUUGUGAUGUCUCCGCUAGGGAAAAUAGUUACGGCCAUGCUGGAAUUGAUCCACUUUGGUUAACAAUUAAAAAAAACAUGGCGGUUCUAGGAUGUCAACAUCAAUGAAUGGCUUACUAUUUUUGGAGAAUGCGGGUCUUGGACUUGGAGCAGUGCGGGUCAUAAUCAGGUGCGGGUCUUGCGUGGCUUUAGGUAAUGGUCAAAGGGGGUGCGGGUCAUAGGGCAGUGCGGGGGAUAAUCCGGAAAAUACGGUACAAGAAAUUAAAAGUAAAUUCAGAAACUGAUCACUGCCUAAAAAUUGGACUUUUCCUGCUUUGAAAUAUGUAGUUAUGUUCAAUUGAACCUUCAAGGAUUUGUGCGAGAAUCUUUUCAAGUAUGAAAUAUAUGCAUAUCAUUGAAUAUUUGAAGACUUGCAGUGAACAGAAAAUGUUCCUUUUAGGUUGUGACUCUUAUAGAGAAAUCCUUGGAUGGUUGAACGGGAAUGUUUAUCUGGUAGAAGUGUAGUUGACUGUAUUGUUUACUCAAGGAUGAAGUAAUAUUUGUGGCUGUUGUAAAGAGUUCAUUAUGACAAGCUGUUAUUUCAAGAAUGCACUUCUUAAUUAGGAAACAAUUUAUAAACUGAAAUACUGAUAUUGAACCAUGAACAAAAAGCUCUCAAAAGCAUUUUAACCAACAAGUGUUUGGCCAACGAUUUGUUUUUAAAGCUUCACCAGAAUCUCCUUCUGAGAAGGGCCUAAUUGUACGCAAGAGACAAAAAAAGACUGUUCAGCAAGCAAGGUUAAAAUAAGUGAGCAAGUUUUUUCUUUUGGUCAAGCCUAGUUUCCUUACAGCCGGGAUGAUACAUAACUAUGAAGUUUCUAGGUUAUACAUUUCAUUGAACAUGUAUAUGGGAUACUCACCGAUACUUUCUGAUAUUUUUACCAUUUGUCAAACUAUGACAAGAGUAAUUGCCGCAUUUAGUUACAGUAACUGUUUAUACUUUGUGCUAUUAACAGAGAUAGCUUGUGCAUUUACCCACUGUAACAUACAGGCAAUCUUGUCCAUUUUAUUGUCGAAUCAGGCAAACCACCAGUAAUAAUAGCACUGCCGUUUUAGCAAUAUAUUUUACAAUGUUGUAUUGUUCCUGUAGUUCGUUACCUCUCACUUUUUGUCUGUAGAUCAGAUCUCUUUGAUUUUUGUAAGAAUAAACUGUUGU
Molecule: messenger RNA, 3531 nt
Organism: Lineus longissimus
Lineage: Eukaryota; Metazoa; Nemertea; Pilidiophora; Heteronemertea; Lineidae
Product: 5-hydroxymethyl-dUMP N-hydrolase-like
Exons: 5
Coding region: 99-626 (175 amino acids)
Biological process (GO): deoxyribonucleoside monophosphate catabolic process
Cellular component (GO): nucleus
Molecular function (GO): 5-hydroxymethyl-dUMP N-hydrolase activity
Source: RefSeq, a predicted model, not a curated record